CAGGCAACGUAUACACGCCAAACGUACCGUGCAGGAAUUCACAUCUUUUUCAAAAUCGAUACUUUAGACUCUAUAGCUCUCGAUCGUAACAAUAAUAUAACAAGUGUGACGUGAGUAUACCUACACGAGGGUCCGUAUUGUAAAUAGUUGAAAAGGCUUUAUAGAGCUCGCACGGUCAUUAAUCUAUAUAUUAUAUAUACUUGUAUCUGGUGUCGUAAUCAUCAUCGAGUAAAGCAAACCUUAGCCGCCAAAAUCCAUCCAUGUGCUCUUACGCGUCUCUCGCGCGGAACUAAAAAAUACACACUCCCCUGCAUCGUCCAAGUCGUCGAAAAAAAAAAAAAAAAUGAAACUGUCAAGUAUUCGGAAAAUCGGCAUCGCCGGUGCUUCCACCCUCGUUCUCGGGCUCUUGUUUUACGCGCUCUUCCCGAACAUGCUGAACCGGCAGAUCGGAGCGAGAGUCUCGCUGGAAAAGGGGAAACUCAGGCGGUUCAUCUGGGACAAGCCGCCGUUUUUCCUCACCGCCAAGUUUUACGUGUUCAACGUGACGAACCCCGACGCCGUGAUGAAAGGAGCCAAACCGGCACUCCGGGAAAUCGGCCCCUUCGCCUACGAUAUGGUGCACGAGAACACGAAUCAACUCGACAACGAGACGGACGACACGAUAACGUUCGACCAGCGGCACACGUACUUUUUCAACUCGGCAAAGAGCGAGGGCCUGACGGGCGAGGAGGAGCUCGUGGUCCCCAACAUCUUUGUCCUCUCCUCCAUGAACUUUGUCCUGCGGAUCAUGCCCAACGCUAUAUCGAUACUGAGUAAGGCAGUCGACAGUAUAUUCGGCAAUCCGGAGAGCCUGUUCGUGAGGGUCAAAGCCAGGGAUUUGCUGUUCGACGGGUUGGCCAUCAACUGCAACGCGACGGACUUUGCCGGCUCGACCGUGUGCAGGGAGGUCCAGGCGAGCUACAAGGACUUCAACAUGGCCAAGGUCGGCGACACCGAGUACCUAUUCUCGAUCUGGGGAUCGGAAAACGGCUCGGACAGCAGUGAUAGGAUGCGGGUGGCUCGGGGCGUGCGGAGGAUCGAGGACGUUGGCAAGGUCGUGGGGCUCAACGGUAGGGCCAACAUGUCCGUGUGGGGGGUGUCGCAGUGCGACAAGAUCGAGGGAACCGACGGCUCGAUCUUCCAUCCGUUCUUCGACGAGGACGGCGCGGAGCCCCUUGACGUGUUCGUACCGUCCAUGUGCCGAUCGCUGCGCUACCGGUUCCACUCGAAAACUCAGUUCUACGGAUUGGACGCGCUGCGGUACACUACGGACGUCGGCGUGGACGGGGAACACGUGCGGGAGCACAAGUGCUUCUGCGAGGACCCGUUCAAGUGCAUGAGGAAGGGAGUUCUCGACAUGUUCAAGUGCCUCAAGGUUCCCAUUAUCGCGUCCAACCCGCACUUUCACCUCGCCGAUCCCUACUACCUGGACUCGGUCUCGGGACUCGAGCCCAAAGAGGAUAAACACGCGAUGUACGUGGACAUCGAUCCGCUGACCGGGACGCCCGUGGUGUUCAGCGCCAAGGUGCAGUUCAACAUGAUGCUCGCCAGGCAGGACAAGUUCCGACUGACGAGCAACGUGACCGACACCCUGUUGCCGCUCUUUUGGCUCGAGGAGGGAUUCGAGACGCCCGACUUUCUGAUGGAGGACCUUAUAAUGGCCCACCGCGUCCUAUCCCUAGCGACGAGCUUCAAGUAUCUCACGAUCAUCUUCGGGUUCGUCCUGUCCGUUGGCUCGAUGUACCUGUACUUGACCACGAGCACCGGAGGUAGCGAUCUGGUCUCGAAAAAAGAGGUGCGCUCGGCCAACAGUAAUCCACCGAGCGGUGGCAACAAAAAAUCGCCCAUCACCAUGAGCACGCUGCAACAACCACGUACUUGAUCUUUUUUUUUUUUUUUUUUUUUCCUGUAUCGUCUAUUGUCUUGUCCUCGAAUGCAAAUAAAUUUUCUGUGUAACGUCUCCGCGAAACGUUGGAAUAAACGAAAAAUC
Molecule: messenger RNA, 2029 nt
Organism: Copidosoma floridanum
Lineage: Eukaryota; Metazoa; Arthropoda; Insecta; Hymenoptera; Encyrtidae
Product: sensory neuron membrane protein 1-like
Cellular component (GO): cytoplasm; membrane
Molecular function (GO): scavenger receptor activity
Source: RefSeq, a predicted model, not a curated record